Hibiscus syriacus is the source of this 439-nucleotide messenger RNA. RefSeq names its product WRKY transcription factor 18-like. NCBI's taxonomy places the organism in Eukaryota, Viridiplantae, Streptophyta, Magnoliopsida, Malvales, Malvaceae. Bases 107 to 346 code for a protein of 79 amino acids. The record is from RefSeq and is a predicted model, not a curated record. The transcript has 3 exons.
AUCUCUCUCUCUCUCUCUCGAGUCUAUAUAUUUUAUUUCCCUAUUCCUGGGUUUUAUUAUUCUCUCCUCUUUGCUUUUGCUUCUUCUAUACUCCGAUUUUCCAGUUAUGGACUCGGCUUGGGUGGAUACUACUUUGGAUCUUAACAUCAAUCCUUGCCAAUCUCGCAACAAUAAAGCUAUGAAACGAGAAUUCGAGGGAGAUGUGGCCGACUCUGGUGUUAAGGUUCCGGUUAAAGAUGAGGCCAGUUUCAACUUCAAGAGUGGAGUUUUGGUGGAGGAAUUGAAUAGGGUGAGCGCCGAGAACAAGAGGCUAACCGAGAUGCUAACAGUUUUAUGCGAACAAUAAUACGCUUUGCAGCACCAAUUCAAUCAAGUAAAGAGCAAGACCUCUGAAAAUGAAGCUCCAUCAAAGAAGAGAAAAUCAGAGUGCGAGGAUUAC